CUGGUCUAACUGCAGGACUGCAGUCACUGGAGGCCGUUGGACUCCAGCAGCAGGUAACUGAAGACAGACAACAUGUCCACAGCCUCCUCUCUGCUGCUGCUCACCCUGGUCGUGAAUGUUCAACUAUGUUCACCAGCUUCACUGCCUGCCAACUUUGCUCAGUUUCCUUUAGCUGCUGAAGAACCGGGUCCGGAAGGUUUUGAACCGGCAGAAACACUCCAGGAGGGGAGCGCCGAGGGAGCGGCUGCAUCUCCUAAUGGAGCUGCUUCUGAAAAUGAAGUCCCAGACUUCUCUGGAGAACCGGUGUCCGUUGGUCCCGAUGACGCUGAGUCUCGGGAAUCGCUCCUUCCUGAGUUUUUGGUUUCCGCUCCACACAAAAAUGUAACAGGUGACCGUGGCUUCGACGUGUCUCCAGAAGAUGGGGAAGCAGAUGUGGAGGAACCAGCACAAACAGCACCUAUCGUUCCUGUGGAGGCUUCAGAACAUGGAGCUGUAGUGGAACAUUCAGAAGCAGUGAUUGUUCUUGACGUCCCCCAUGAACCUCCUCCUGAAACACCAGAAGAGGAGAAGUCUGAUGUUCUUGUCCCGGUGGAAACACAGGGAGAGGAGGUGGAUCCGGACCAAUCUAAGAUGGAGGAUACGGCACCAGAGGAACUUCCCGAUCGGGAGCCAGAAGAAAUUAUAAACAUUGAUUCUUCAAACACAAAUGAAGGUCUUCAACAUGAAGAAGAAGCGUUUGUCUCUGUCCUGGAGGACAAGACUGCAGACGACUCUGGGGUUGUCUCCUCUGAACAACAUGAAGAACAAGUUGAAGCUGCUGCAGAGGAGGCGGCCGUGCAGAAGGCAGCACUUCCAGCUGCCACCGGCUCAGUGGAUUCCUCUGAGGGAGACCAGGUCUUAGCUUCCCCACCAGCACAGGAAGAAACAGAAGCUCCCGAAGAAGACACACAACCAGAAGCUCGUCCUCCUUUUGUCCUCGCAGACGUCGAGACAAACGAGGAAGAACCCACUCCAGAAGACCCGAUCCUCAUCGUUCCCCUGGCAGAUCCAGACCCGUCAGAUCUCCUUCCACCGGAACCGGCCCUGGGUGAACAUAAGGAACCCGCGGACCCAGUCAGGCCCAGCGUGUCUGCCUCUGAGGCCGCAUCUCCAGCACCAGUCCUGGGUCCGGCCCAGAGCGUCCCAUUGGCUCCUGCAGAGGUCUUAACUGGUCCUUCAGCUCAGUCCACCGCUGCUCCAGCGCCAGCUUCCACGGAUGCAGACGCAGAACGGGCCCCAGCGUCUGUGGCAGGUGUCAGUGCCACGGACGCCGGGUUUGAGGCCGCGGGAAUCGUGCCCGGAGACGAAACGGGAGCCCAGACGAACGGAGGGGCCGCGCUCGGGGCCGCAUUCUUCACGCUGCUCGGUUUUAUCCUUGUUUGAGUUGCUGGGGCGAUGGCGUCUGAGGAACUGCGGCGAUUACACGACCCGGAGGUAACGAUCAUGUGACGCGUGACGUGGCUGUUUGAGUGACGCUCGGAGCAGCAGAGGUGCAGCGAUGGGGUCGAUUCAUCACAUCAGGUCUUCACUAAAACCCGGUCCUUUCACGCGUCUUAUUUUUCUCCCACGUUUGGUGACAGAAAGCAAUUCAUGUUGAGGUUUUCUAUUAUGGAGUACUGAAUUUAUGGUUUAUUAAGGAAGCCUGCGCAAAAUGUACUAUGAAUCAUCUAAAGUGUACUUUUAGCUUAAUAAAUCCAUUCAGGGCUGCAAAGUCACAGCUCACUAGUCUGUGAUCAGAUGUCAGACAAUGAUUUGUGUUAGUCGAACGUCUCCAGUGUGUGAAAUUGCAAAACAAAAUAUCAUGUGUUCAAUUACAGUGAAUGUGUGUUGAUGCAGGCUUUUUA
This is a messenger RNA of Betta splendens (Siamese fighting fish), 1883 nucleotides long. RefSeq names its product proteoglycan 4-like. The transcript is spliced from 4 exons. Lineage: Eukaryota; Metazoa; Chordata; Actinopteri; Anabantiformes; Osphronemidae. Bases 73 to 1422 code for a protein of 449 amino acids. The record is from RefSeq and is a predicted model, not a curated record.